Daucus carota subsp. sativus is the source of this 2132-nucleotide messenger RNA. RefSeq lists its product as uncharacterized. Lineage: Eukaryota; Viridiplantae; Streptophyta; Magnoliopsida; Apiales; Apiaceae. The transcript has 2 exons. Bases 133 to 1986 code for a protein of 617 amino acids. The record is from RefSeq and is a predicted model, not a curated record.
UCCAAAAGAAAAAGAAGAAGAAAGCAAAACAUACAUUACGAGAAGUAAGUAACUUCUUGGAGAUCUAUGUACUAGAAACAGAUCAUUUUUUUCCACUAUACGGAAAUCGAAACCGAGAAAAGAGAUAUAGCAAUGGAUCAUUUCAGCCACGAGCAUCCACUGAUCCUGAAUGAAGAUUACAUUGCUAGAGGCCCGGCUGAGAUGUGUAAUGCCUGCAACGAAGAGAUCGUCUCAUGUAAGUCAUUUGUUUUCAGUUGCAGCCGCAGCAGCAUCACGGGCUUCCCAAGAAGUGAGACCAGGGAUGUUGAUGAAAAAUGUCUUAGAUUCUUCCUCCACAAAACCUGUGCAGAAUUACCCCGUAGGAUUGAAAGUCCAAGAAACCGAGAAGAGUUCCUUGACCUCCAUAUCAUUCCCCGUAACAAACAUAAACUAAAUCACAGAAUUUUGGGCGGUCAAGAAGACAUUCGUCACUGUGAUAUGUGUGAGCAAAAAAUGUCAUGGAAUUAUUGUACUUCCGAACUCCAAUUCUGUGUUUGCCUUCAAUGUGCCAUGUCCCAAGUUGAUUCUUUAAGAAGCCAUAAAUUUAAGCAUCAAUCUCACAGUCAACACCCAUUGGCCUUAAUCCAACGUCCGUCUUCAUUCAAAUGUGAUGCUUGCGAUGUCGAGGAUGAUACCAAAGAUAUGUCAUAUAAAUGUGUGGAUUGCCCGUUCUGGAUGCACAAGAGUUGCGCUGAUGCCCCUACCUCUUUCCUAUUUUCUUUCCACGAUAAACACCCUCUUAUCCUCUCAUUUUCUCUGCCACAAGCUUAUCAAAAAUUUAAACAAUAUUGCAGAAUCUGUGAUUGGAAGCUGAACCGAUCAAAUUGGCUUUACUAUUGUUCCAAAUGCAGGUUUUUUGCCCAUUUUCAAUGUGCUAGAGCAAGGCAGCAUUUUGAGGAUAUUUUCGGCCCUUCUGAAGAUAAAGAAUAUCCCGAUCUUGUGCACCUCCCAGCAGCUACUGAAUCAUCUGUAAAUUUAUUGUUUGAGCAAUUUAUCAAGGACAUGAGUCGUGCAAAGAACGAGGAAGGAUGUAGCACAAGACGUCGUCUUAAAGAUUGGGCUCACGGUGAACAUCAGCUGCAUCUUGUUACAGUUGAUGAGUUGAAUCAUGAGAAAGCUGGUGAUGAUGUAUUAUUUAUCUGCGAUGCCUGUGUCAAACCCAUCCGAAAUGAUGGCGAUCUUUUCUACGCUUGUGUUCCUUGUAAAUAUUUUCUGCACAAAUCUUGUGGUGAACUUUUUUUACCCACCACGAACUACCAAAAAUCAUCAGAUACGAUGCUAUAUUACAAGUACAGUCAACCACACAAGCUUUUCCUCUGUUAUGGUUGUACAAAUUACGGUAAUGGUUUAUCUUUCCGUCGAAUUCAUCCAAGACAGAGGAACUGUUUAAAUCAUCAUAUCCGAUGCUCAGCACUACCCGAAAGGAUCAAACAUGAGUCCCACCAUCACGUACUUGACUUCCAAAGUUCUGAUAGAUUUCAUACUUGCAAAGCAUGUGGAGAGAGUGCUUAUACAUUCCGCAGUUGUGAAGAUUGUGAUUUCCGUAUAUGUCUAGGAUGUGUUAUGAAGGCGAGUCGAGUUAAACAUCGGUGGGAUCCUCACCCCCUUCGCUUGAUUUAUGAUCCUGGAAUGGUCGAGGAUCACGAACAUGAGUAUGAAUGUGAGUUCUGUUCUGAGGAGUUGGACACAAACUUUUGGUUCUACCAUUGCAAUCGUUGUGAUCUUUCGUUUCAUCUUCGAUGUUAUGAGAAAUCAUGUUUUCUGGAUUACUCAACUAUCAAGUUUGGUGCUACUGAUAUUGUUGAAGACCAACUUCAUCAUCACGGCCUUACAUUUGUAUUCAACAAGAAGGUUCGUCGUUGCGGAAUAUGUAAGGACAGAUGUGUUGGUCAGCCUGUUCUUGAAUGUGCACCGUGCAGAAUCAUAUUCUGUCAGUCCUGCUCGUGAAUGUGGUGGUGGGAAUGAUUCGCAUGAAUUCGUUUUGUUUCAAGUCCUUGUAUUAGGUUUUCGCAUUGCCAUUGCAAUGUCGAAUUGACAAUUUUGUAUUUUCUCCGAUUUCAAACUCUCUCGCUUUGUAAGGAUUUCUACGUGUU